GCGGCGGUAACGGUGCGGGCAGGGCGGUCUCUCCCUUCUCCUCAGUCACGGCUCCGGCUCGGCCUCCCCGCCCCGCCAUGUCCGCCCCCGGCAGCAGCGGCGGCGAGUUCGGGAACCCGCUGAGGAAGUUUAAGCUCGUUUUUCUGGGCGAGCAGAGCGUUGGGAAGACCUCUCUGAUCACCAGGUUUAUGUAUGACAGUUUUGACAAUACUUACCAGGCGACCAUUGGAAUUGAUUUCCUGUCAAAAACAAUGUAUCUUGAAGACCGCACGAUCAGGCUGCAGCUGUGGGACACAGCCGGCCAGGAGAGGUUCCGCAGCCUCAUUCCCAGCUACAUCCGUGACUCUGCUGUGGCUGUCAUUGUCUUUGACGUUACAACAGGUUCGGCUGCAGCUUUGGGACACAGCAGGCCAGGAGCGGUUCCGCAGCCUCAUUCCCAGCUACAUCCGCGACUCCACUAUUGCUGUGGUAGUCUAUGACAUUACAAACUUGAAUUCUUUCCAGCAAACCUCCAAGUGGAUCGAUGACGUCCGGACAGAGAGAGGAAGCGACGUCAUCAUCAUGUUGGUGGGGAACAAAACUGACCUGGCAGACAAGAGGCAAAUCACUACAGAAGAAGGUGAACAGAGAGCCAAAGAGCUGAAUGUGAUGUUUAUUGAGACCAGUGCAAAGACUGGAUACAAUGUGAAACAGCUUUUCCGUCGUGUGGCUGCUGCCUUACCUGGGAUGGACAGCACACCAGAGAAGAGCAAAGAAGACAUGAUUGACAUCAAACUAGAGAAACCUCCCGAGCAGCCAGUCACGGAGAGCGGGUGCUCCUGCUAACAGGCCCAUUCUGUAGCAGCACAUUCCCCGACCGGCCAGUCUCACUGAAGAACAUCACCGCUCAUUGGCUAGGCAACCCUACUUUGUGGGCUGAAAAACCAAUCUACUAAGCGAGCGAACUCCCUGUUUACUGGUGGGGAGCAGCCCCGGCCGCCCCUCUUACUGCAUGGUAUGAGCCCUGAGUGCAGAAUGAGUGUCCUGUCUUUUAUUUUUUUUUUUUAUGUUGUUGCACUUUGGCACUCUGGUGCCCUUUACACACUCUCUCUCUCUUCCUCUCCUUCUCCCCCUCUUCCCCACCUUGAGCCUGUCUGCUCAGAUGUAUCUUGUGAAUGCAAUGGAAAAGCCACCAAGUUAGGGAAGACAAAAAUAAAGCUUGGGGGUGGGCUUUCCACCUUCCUUACUGCCUUGCAUCUUAACUAGUUCCCUGUCCACUCCAGCCCUGUCUUCGUCCUGCAUCCCCACUUCCUCUGUUGAAAGGCUGCUCCUUUUAAACCAGUCAGUUUGACUCGGCCUUGCCUUUUUGGACAAUACAGGUUAUCUGUUUCUAGGCUUUUGCUUCCCGCAGGGCACACACAAUAUUAGCUCCUCAGUUUCUCCUUUCUGUGGAUGAUCUUGGCUAACUCUUGCUCAUGACUUCCAAGUUUUGCCCCUCGUGUUACAGCACCAGAAACCCCCGAACUGAUAGCUUUGGCCUUGUUGCUUCCGUUCAUGUAGGAGAGACAUCCCACAGACUGCUUUCCUCUGUUGGAAUAUCUUCCCUUCCAGAGGACGCUGGUGCUCGGUGCAUGUUGGCUGUCAGGUGUAGGGAAGGAGGAGGGUGCAGAGGCUUUGCAGCAUGAGGCUGGCUGGGGAGAUAUCCUCAGGUUGGUCUGUAGAGACCUGGCUCCUCUCUGUCAACAGCAAGAGCAAGCAGUUACCCGAAAUCCAUCGCUAUGGGGGCAAUACCUGCCCUGGGAGUCACGGAUGCUGCUCAGGCUCCUUUCCUAGUCUCUGUUCUGUUCGUCGUCGCAUAGACAGGGAGCUGCUUCACGUGGAGCAGGGCAGCUGCAGCAGGUGGAAGGCCAGCAAUAGUUCUGCUCUCGUACCUAGGUUGCUGCUUGAAGUCCCACAUAGCUGCUCCUGCCGUUGUAGUAGACUGGUGGGGUUUGGGGCUAAUGACCCUUUCUCUUCUGGAAUAGUGUUAAGCUGUAACAUUGCCAAAGCUGAGGUGAGCAGUGGCAGGGAUUUCUUGUCAGACCUGGGUGGAGGAAUGUAUGCUGCUGAAGUGGAUUUCGGUGUUGCUCUGACCUCGGAGGUCAGGAAAUACCUCCUCUUCCCCUGCCCUUGGUUUCUAAUUAUGUUAAUAGGCUUUUCAGAGACUCUUGGUGGGUUUUUUUUCAUCCAUCCUAAGAAGUCUGUAGGUUUGUUGGCAGCGAGGAGAGCACAACAGUCGGAUGGCUCUAAGCUGUUCCCUCUUCAUCACCUGGCCUAUGUCAUGCUGACGGGGGGGACGUUAGCGGGCAGGAGAGCGACUGACCGUGGUGUGACAGGCGGGGACAACAGCCUUUGGUUGGUGACGCUCCCCUCGCAGGGUGCCCGGCGCUCACUGGCACAGCAUGCGCACUGGGAAGCCUGCAGCCGUCGAGGGAGGGGAAGGGGCAGCCCCGAACCAGGAGCUGGCCAUCCCCGCGUUGGCUUACUGGUGGCAUGUCACCUCGCUGCCGCUGACCGACCCUUUGCUCCCCAGAGCCCUGUCCCUUCCCCUCCGGGUGAGCUGGCCUGCAGGAGGAAGCUGGGAUGUGUUUCUUUUUUUUCCUAUUUCACUCUGGAGUGUGUCCCCCUUACCCACAGCCCCCAGCUGACGUAGCCGGGUCUCAGCACCGGUGGGAAGCUCAGCCCCCUCCUCUGUACAUACCCCCGUUGUGUGGGAAUUGCUGAUGUUUGUCGGUGUGUCCGUGUCUGCCGUAGAACAGGUUUUGCUGUCCCCUUCUCACAGGCAGGUGUGCGCUGCUCUGCUGUCGUGUUGUUCUGAGUCACGGACCCGGGGGGAGGGAGGGGGGAGACCCUAAGUAACGGGGGGGUAACUAGUGAAAUAUAUAGUUCACUUCCCGCCUGUCUUCUCUGUGGAUGUGUAUAAUAUUGAGUGUGUGUCUGGCCCUGCUGUCUCCUAGCUGUUAGCCGAGUAAGUGUGACUAUUAAUAUGAGUAUGGACUGUCUGACCACAGCCGUGUAUCACACUAAAUAAAGUUAUUUCACCAACA
Messenger RNA from Phalacrocorax carbo (great cormorant), 3065 nucleotides. The record is from RefSeq and is a predicted model, not a curated record. NCBI's taxonomy places the organism in Eukaryota, Metazoa, Chordata, Aves, Suliformes, Phalacrocoracidae.